Molecule: messenger RNA, 2877 nt
Organism: Musca domestica (house fly)
Lineage: Eukaryota; Metazoa; Arthropoda; Insecta; Diptera; Muscidae
Product: organic cation transporter protein
Exons: 9
Coding region: 897-2615 (572 amino acids)
Biological process (GO): transmembrane transport
Cellular component (GO): membrane
Molecular function (GO): transmembrane transporter activity
Source: RefSeq, a predicted model, not a curated record
AGUCUUUAGUAAGCUAAACACAUUCGGCGUGGUCGGUUGUUUGUCACGUCUGGAAGCCGGGAUUUAAGUUUGUUGUGUUGCCUUCAUAGACGUAACUUCCAAAAGGAACGAACGAAAAAAAACUAAAACGAACAGGGAAAGUUAUGUGAAGUAAUUGUUGGAAGAAAAGAAUAGCCUAGACAAAAAGGAGAAUCAAAUAAAAAUUCUCAAGUGUAUGGGUGAAGUGAAAAUUACAAAAAAACGUGAAGGGAUUUCAAAAUUGGCAGGCUCCACUCCUCUGGAAUAGAAAAGAAAAUCAGUGGCUGUGAAAACGAAAAAAAAAAACGGAAAGAAAGAAAAAGUGAAAGUGCCCUGCGAUACAAAGUAGACAUAAAUAAUUGUUGAACGGAAUUUUAAAUUCUAAUUUGAAAUACUUUAUUCUGUGUUCUUGAAUGACACACAACCCUAAAUGCCAGCGAACCGACAGACUCAGCAAUCUAGUGAAAGUCCAUUAAUUUAACGGCUAACCCCCAUCGUCUUUGCUUAUUUUGUGAUCCGCAACAUUAUUUUGUGUCUUAAGUAAAUCGCACCGACCACUUGUCUUACUGACUGACUAACUAACAAACGAUCGCGACUAUAUCACAUUGUCGCCAAUACAAUAGAACUCUUAGUACAAAAGAAAAUUGCGUGUGUGUCCCACUUGUUGUUGUUAUUGCGUGUCGUCUUGGCGAACAACAAAUAAAUUGAGGAAUCACUACUUAUCCCAUCCCCAGAGGUAGUUGGAGGUGGUGUCAGUUCCAAUCCACGCAAUUAUUUCGUGGAAAAAUCCAAAGUGCGGCCGUUGCUGCUGCUGCUGCAUUGACUGCCAACAACAAUAGAAGUGAAGUGGAGCGAGCGAACAUCGUCUGCCGUUCAAAAUGACUCAGGAUCAAGGUGAAAAAUCAAAAGUCGUCAUAAGUGAAGAUACCUACAAAGAUAUCAUCACCAAUGAACUGGAGCGCAUUGGCAACGGCGGCAUAUUUGUGUGGUCAUUAUUUUUCCUUUGCGUUCUGCCCAACAUCCUCAAUGGCUUCCAUGUUAAUUCCUACACAAUGUUGGGCUAUCUGCCCGAAGAUCAGUGGUGUGAGGUGGACGACUUACAGUCAGCCAAUUGGACAGAGGAACAGAAACGUAGCAUUGUCCACAGAGAUCUCGAAAGCAAAGGCUGUACCAUUUGGGAUUGGGAUUACAGAGAGCUGAGUAAGAUAUCCUAUGAUGAGGCCUACAAUUAUACGGCAGCAAUGUCGGAAAUUAGCUUACCCACUGAGAUUCCGUGUAAGGCCAAAGGCUCAUAUGCCUACUCAUCGCCGGAUGGUACCUUUGUGGCCGAUUGGGAUUUGGUGUGUGAAAAGGCCAUACAAAGGACAUCGGCCCAGGUUUUUGUGUCGCUAGGUAAAUUCUUUGGUUCUUUUUCGUUUGGCAUGAUUUCGGAUAGAUUUGGCCGUAAAACAGCAUUCACACUGGGCGCUGUGUUUUUCAUGUUGUCCAGCAUCUUUUGUACAUUCUCACCAUGGUAUUCAUUGUUUUUGGUUGGUCGCUUUGGUUUGGGCUCUGCAUCAUCGGGUUUAUUUUAUGCUGCCUAUGCCAUGUUGAUUGAAAAUAUUUGCCUGAAACAUCGUUCCUGGAUGUCAUUGGCUUUUUCGGGCUCCUAUCCCAUUGGCAUGAUGUUAAUGGCCUUGGCUUCAUAUUUGAUAGAGGAACACUGGAGAUAUUUACAAUUAUCCCUGACGGUACCGGCCAUGUUGCUGAUAUUGAAUUGCUAUUUAAUGAAGGAAUCACCCCGCUGGCUAUUAACACAAAAACGUUACGAUCGCGCCUACAAGAUUGUAUUCAAACAGCCAAGUCAUUAUGAAAUCAAGAAGCCGGCCAUUGAUUCUACAAUUCUCAGCGAUAAGAAAAUCGAAGAACCAACUAUUUCCAAAUGGCAACAAUUGCGGGAGGGUCCUUUGAAACACAUCAUUGAACUUUUUGCCACCUCUAAGGUUCGCAAAUUGAUAUUCACUUCGUAUUUCAUGUUCUGUGUUACCUCGUUGUCCUACUACGUUACGGCUUUGAAUGCCGCCAACAUGGAUGUUAGUCGUCAUUUAUAUGUUGCCAUCACCGGUCUCGUUGAUUUGCCAUCUUUGCUUUUGCCUGUGAUUAUGUUACGUUACAGCGGUCGUAGGAUUACGACAAUGUCUUUGUUCUUUUUAACCGGCAUUGCUUUGAUCAUGGUGAUGGUUGUUCCACAGGAAAGCACCGUAUGGAUUGUGGCCUUUGCUAUGUUGGGUCGUUUUGGAAUAAGUGCCACAUACUCGGUAGUUACGUUAUACACAGCUGAGUUAUAUCCAACGGAAAUUCGUGGCUCAGCUUUGGGUACAUGUUCAACAUGGGCUCAUGUCGGUUCCAUUUCGGCACCCUAUGCUGUUGAUUUAUUGGGUCCCCUGGGUUGGUAUAUACCCACAACAAUAUGUGGUUGCUGCGUUCUAGUAGCUGGCCUGCUAACUUUGACAUUACCAGAAACUGGUACUGGUAAACUUGUUGAUCGUGUCGAGGAGGUGCCAUCUGAAUCGAAUACAGAUGCUGAAUGUGAUGAAGUAAAUAAAACAAAAAAUUAACGAUAAAUGCUGGAUAAGAACCAUAUUAGUGUUAUAUAAGUUAUUUUUUGUCUUUUUCCGUUGUAUGCAUUUUGUUUUACUGAAUAUUUUCAGUAACUAUUGUAUUUAUAACUAGCAUAAUUAAUUGUAUGUUUGUGUAUUAUCUAGUGUAGUUUGUUAAGUUAAACGAUUUGUUAAAAAACCCAAUAUUUUCGUAAAAUAUUUUAGACAAAAAUGUUAGAAACUAAAUCGAAUAAUAAAUGUGGAAACACGUAGUUCUUAA